Messenger RNA from Naegleria lovaniensis, 2373 nucleotides. RefSeq lists its product as uncharacterized. The coding region runs from base 1 to 2373 and encodes 790 amino acids. The transcript has a single exon. NCBI's taxonomy places the organism in Eukaryota, Heterolobosea, Eutetramitea, Acrasida, Naegleriidae. The record is from RefSeq and is a predicted model, not a curated record.
AUGUCUCAAUCCAUCCCACAACAAGUACUACUGCAAGAACCUCCAACAAAUCCCAAUGUUGAAGAAUUUGGCAUUGUUUGCUACAUUCUUAAGAAUAUUAGCAACAACAACACAUCAUCCACCACAACAACAACAACCACUUUGGAUCAUCAUGAUUCAGUCUUCUCUUCUUCUUCCGCUCUUGUAAGAACACCCAUAUUCAUUCCGUGCCAUCUUUGGCUCCAUCGUAUCGGACCUUAUCUAGAUCCCUAUGAUUUUCUGUUUGGAUUAUUUACAGUCUUUGAAAGGAGUAUUUAUUCAAAAACUGAUUUUGAACAUCAAGGGAUGAACGAUGAACGAACAUACACAAAUUCUCUUUCGUCCUUAUUGUUGCCGAUCGGAAAGAAACGAGGAAUGGUUGAAAUUGAACAACAAUAUUCUCUCUUCUUUAGUCAUAUUGCUCUCACUGUUUUGAAACGUAUCAUGCUCGGAAAAGACAAUAAUAUCAUGAAUAAUAAUAAUAAUAAUAACGCAAUAGUGAUGAAUGGUAUUCCCAGAUCAUUUGUACGUGCACAAGCCACACGAUGGAAAGUACCUUCAUUGAACGAAUUUAUACAAAUCAUUUAUGAACCACCUUCCUCAGGUCACGAGUUGAAUUUCUCUUCUCAUACUUAUCGAUCAUGGGUCAAGUAUGCAAAAAAGAUCAUCUUUCAUUGGAGGAGCAUGACUUUUUCGAUUGAUCAUUUGAACCAACACAUGAGCAUUCCAUUGGAACAACAAGCAUCAGAGUUAACAAUUCAUGACAUUAGAUGGAAUGUUUGUCUUUCACUUCACGAAAAUAUUAAUUGGUCGUCUUCUUCCACACGAAAUAGUCAAGAUUUGAAAGACACUCUUGAUAUGGUCAUGCUUCCUGCAAGAUUAUGUGAUGCAGCUACCAUGAGACGAAGCAAUGCAGGAUUUUCCCUUAUUCAAUUGAGAUUUUCAAAGAAAUUCCUUGCAUACAAGUUAGAAUCUCUCAUCAAUUAUGGAGUUUCGAAUACAAGCGAUUCCAAGUACCUCCGUGUGACACCAGAAAAUGUCACUUCCAUUGCAAAAUCCUUCUUCAAGAACAAGAUUGAAAAAUUGAAGGAAAUUUGUAGUGGAAGUAUGAAGAGAUCCACUACUAACGAAGUUGCCUUUGACAAUCCGUUCAUCAUGCCAGAGUGGAUUCAAGUCACCGGUUCGUUAUCCAUUCCAACACAAACACAAUCACUUUUCAAGCUCUAUGUCAUUGAAGUUCAUGAUUUUGAAUUGUUGGAGACCACUCGAGAAAAACAACACUCCUACAAUGCAGAUCAAACAGAUACCAUCCUCACCAAUAUACUCUAUCAUCAACACGAAUUACUGAAACAGAGUCAUUUUGAUAUUGAAAAUGCCAAUUCCAAGUUUAUGACUGGACUCAUUAAUUGCAAAUCUGCCACUCUUCUUCAUAUGGAUGUUCGUGACAAUAAGAGACUUGCGUUUAAAGUGGAGCCACAUGUGAAAUUGGAACAACAGGUGAAAACAACACUCAUGGAACGAGUUAAAAAGUUUUUUGAAGAGUUUGAUUCUUCGUAUGUGCUAGAGCACGAACAUGAACGAACCAAUAUCAUGACUCUGUACCACAUUCAUCCAAAAUUGUAUCCAAUGUAUGGAUUGAAAUGGCCAUCAAGCAUUGGAACAAUUCGACCUCUCAAAUACUUACUCAAACCAGGAGAUUCUAUUCGAUUCAAAGGACGAUUAUUGGACUCGAAAACCGUAUUGGCCUAUGAAGUGAGAUUGAACAAACCUUCUCUCUACAUUUGUACGCCCUACGAGCUGUUGAAUGAUUUCUUAUUUAAGGGAUCAUUUUUGGGACUGUCUUUUUAUUUGACCUACAAGAAACUGUAUUUGGAUUAUUUGGAAGCGUUGAAAGAAGCAGGAUCUGACAGUCGUGACAUGUCACUUUCUCAAUAUUUAAUGUACUCCAUGGCAAAGGAAACUCUCAAAUUGAAUAUUGGGUUGUUGAUUUAUUACAUCAUGGUGAGCUGGCCAUCCAAGUUUAUUCAAAUGUUUGCCUCUCUUUUUGGAUUCAAAAAAUUGCCUGUUGGUAAUGAUUUUGUGAAUCGUGUUUUGGAGAAUAUUAAUGCAGUGAUCUUAUUUGCUUUUCUGGUCGAGUCCAGAAGAACCGAUUCACAAUUCCACAAAUUAUCUGCAUCGUUCAUUACAGACUAUAUGAUAUGGAUUGCCAAGUGGUACUUGCUCUUCUUUGGUUACAAGAUGGGUUACUCUGCAAUGCCAACUUUUAUUAAGGCCGGUUCACGUGUGUUUGGAUAUUUACGACAAAAGUUUUACCAAGUGCGGUGGUUCUUUUUUGAUAAGUUUUUCAACAAGUAA